AUGUCCUUCUUCCGCAUCACGCUGCACCGCUCGGCCAUCGGCCUGCCGACGCGCACGCGCAGCGUGCUCCAGGCGCUGGGGCUGCGGCGGCGGUGCCAGACCGUCUUCCACCCGGUGUCGCCGCAGUUCGCGGGCAUGAUCUUCAAGGUCAAGGAGCUGGUGCGCGUCGAGGAGGUCGAGCACGCGCUGACCAAGACGGAGAUGCAGGACGAGAGGCGGCCCGAGCCCGGCUUCUACCUGGAGAAGGCGGUGCCGAGGUGA
Phaeoacremonium minimum UCRPA7 is the source of this 261-nucleotide messenger RNA. RefSeq names its product putative 50s ribosomal protein. NCBI's taxonomy places the organism in Eukaryota, Fungi, Ascomycota, Sordariomycetes, Togniniales, Togniniaceae. The transcript has a single exon. Bases 1 to 261 code for a protein of 86 amino acids. Gene Ontology annotation, biological process: translation. Gene Ontology annotation, cellular component: mitochondrion; large ribosomal subunit. Gene Ontology annotation, molecular function: structural constituent of ribosome. The record is from RefSeq and is a predicted model, not a curated record.